AUGCGUCGAUCCGACGUCGACACGUCGGUGCCGUCAACCGCCGGCCGGACUCGGACUCAGACUCGGCCCCGACGAAGAGUGGUCUCCAGACGAGACGGACAAAAUAGCCGAACUGAUGCCGAAGGCCAUGCGCUGCCGACUCGAGGCGAGGCUUAUAAGCCCAUCUCGACGCUUGACUGGGCCUCGAGCCAAGCGUCUCUUGGGCCGACUCGUCCGGACGACUCGAGACGGGACUCGUGGCCGGCGAAUUCGACAACACCACAGAAACCGGUUGUACAGUCGCCCAAUGUGCCGCAGUUGGGAGCCAUUUGA
Messenger RNA from Protopolystoma xenopodis, 312 nucleotides. NCBI's taxonomy places the organism in Eukaryota, Metazoa, Platyhelminthes, Monogenea, Polystomatidea, Polystomatidae. The record is from the annotation of a GenBank genome assembly.